CCUGCGAUUCUAUUCCAACCAGAUUUGCAACGAUACCCAUUACGUACUGACGACGAAUCGAAACGAAUCGAGGCGCGCUAACUUCAGACAAGGGGGUUUGGUAAUAAAAAGGGCAACCUCAACAUCCAAGCUACCUCCCUCACAACACCUACACCAAACAACCGAAAAAGCACAAUGUCAAACUACUACCAACCCCAACAAUCCUACGGCCCCGGCGUAGGAGGCGGCGGCGGCGGAGGAGGAGGCGCUCAAAACCUCCAGUUCUACCCCUCCUCCUACUCCCCAGCCGGCGCCGUCUCGGGCCAAGCGACCCCACAACAGGCCUCGUACGGCUAUGGAGCUCAACCCGCCGCAGCAGGCGGCUUCGGCGGCGCGGCGGCUUUCGGUGCCCCUCCUGGCGGCGGCGUCGGUGUGUCGGGUCGUAUGGGCGAGCAGGGCGGUCUGCGCACGGGUUGGCUGGCGGCCUUUUCGACUGAAGGGUACGAUGGCGAGCCGCCCUUGCUCGAGGAGCUUGGGGUUAACUUUGGACAUAUUCAGGCAAAGACUCUGGCGGUCCUGAACCCCUUCCGCCGAAUCGAUCAACACCUAAUGGACGACGCAGACCUCUUCGGUCCCCUACUCUUCGUCCUCUCCUACGGCACCUUCCUCCUCCUCUCCGGCAAAAUCCACUUCGGCUACAUCUACGGCCUCGCCCUCCUAGGAAGCACCUCCCUCCACAUCAUCCUCUCUCUCAUGACGCCCACCGACGCCCACCCUUCAUCGGCCCCCUCGGCACCCCAAUACGGCGGCCCCGUCUCCUCCGUCGGCGGAGGCUACCCCGGCGCCCCCGACUCCCACCACGACCACCCGUCGCGCAAUGCCGCGGGCCACUUCUCCUCGACCCUGACCUUCACCCGCUCCUCCUCCGUGCUGGGCUACUGUCUCCUGCCCCUGGUCGCCACCAGCGUCUUUGGUGUCUUCAUGCCCAUGGACACGCCCCUCGGUAUUGUGUUUACUACCAUGGCUAUCCUUUGGUGCACGUACUCCGCCUCGGGCAUGUUCUGCGCCGUUGGAAGGAUGAGGGGUAUGCGCGGGCUCGUGGCAUACCCGCUUGCGCUGUUUUACGUCGGGUUCGGUAUCAUGGGUAUUUUCAGCUCUAGGGGCAGCGGCGGAUCUUUGGCCAAGGCGGCUGCUGGGCUGAAGGGUUGAACGGGUAGGGAGAUUCGCAUGCAAGAACCUUACAAUCAUUGGCAAAUUGGUUAGACGCGAGGAAACAUCGAAAAAAACUCCAGCCGCGACGGGAAGGCGUCGUUCAUAUCAUGGAGACG
Molecule: messenger RNA, 1307 nt
Organism: Colletotrichum acutatum
Lineage: Eukaryota; Fungi; Ascomycota; Sordariomycetes; Glomerellales; Glomerellaceae
Exons: 3
Coding region: 175-1188 (337 amino acids)
Biological process (GO): vesicle fusion with Golgi apparatus; endoplasmic reticulum to Golgi vesicle-mediated transport
Cellular component (GO): trans-Golgi network
Source: RefSeq, a predicted model, not a curated record